AUGCUGAGUGAAGACAAAUUUGACGCAUCCCUUGAUCUCUUGCGCAGACUCAGUCCCCGUCAUGUGGCCGAGAAUCUUUCGGCCGUUUGUUCACUUCUUCAACACGAGAACGAAACAGAGGGCGAGGAAUUGGCACAGGAUCUCCUCUCAGCGGUUGACAAACCAUUGGAAGUUGUCAGAUGCGCAGGAUCGGGAAAGUCGUUUCUUUGUUGCGAUUACAACCGAGAUGGCGACUCGUACCGGUCUCCAUACUCCAAUCAAUACUAUCCCGCAACCGGCGAUGAAGAUUCGCCAUUCCCAUCUCCUGCGUUGCGUAAAUUGGAAAUAAAGGCCAACGAGAGUUUUGAUAUCUACAGAGACUUGUACUACGAGGGUGCUGGCUUAUCUUCGGUGUACUUGUGGGAUACCGCAGAGGACGACACAAACAGUAUCCAGGAGGGUUUCGCCGGCGUUGUUUUGUUCAAGAAGGAAACCGAAGACAAAAUGGGAAGAUGGAACUCCGUACACGUGUUUGAGGUGGAGCCCGAGCUGGCUCUGCUGGCUGUCUACAAGUUGACUACUUCGGUAAUUUUGGACUUGCUGAACUCCUCGCUGGCCCUGAACUCAUUGUCUUUGGCAGGCACAAUGACUAGACAAACAGAGAUUACACAAUCGCUUUCAACAGAAGGCGAGUCGUUGGAAUGGGCACACUUGACCAACUUGGGUCAACUUGUAGAAAAGUCCGAGUCCAACAUCAGAAACUUGUUGCAAGACGUCUAUUUUGACAAGCUUAAGGAUAUCAUGUUGAAGGAUUUACGCACAUUAGGGGAUGUUUCAGAAAAGAAAGCCGAGGAGCUUAAACAAUUGGAGUUGAUCAACGGCUUACAAGGUUUGUAG
Messenger RNA from Australozyma saopauloensis, 876 nucleotides. Its product is annotated as F-actin-capping protein subunit beta. Gene Ontology annotation, biological process: actin cytoskeleton organization; barbed-end actin filament capping; cell morphogenesis. The record is from RefSeq and is a predicted model, not a curated record. Bases 1 to 876 code for a protein of 291 amino acids. Gene Ontology annotation, cellular component: cytoplasm; F-actin capping protein complex; actin cortical patch. The transcript has a single exon. NCBI's taxonomy places the organism in Eukaryota, Fungi, Ascomycota, Pichiomycetes, Serinales, Metschnikowiaceae. Gene Ontology annotation, molecular function: actin filament binding.